Molecule: messenger RNA, 1071 nt
Organism: Serpula lacrymans var. lacrymans S7.9
Lineage: Eukaryota; Fungi; Basidiomycota; Agaricomycetes; Boletales; Serpulaceae
Exons: 2
Coding region: 678-833 (51 amino acids)
Source: RefSeq, a predicted model, not a curated record
CAGGGCGGUGAACGAUUCCUGCGUAUGAGGACAUAGAUAUAGAUAUACAAAAACGGACUUUGGGCAGAUACGACGAACGUACUUUAUAGAUUAGGAUUGACGCCUGUGUGAGUGUGGCGUCAGGCCCAGAAAUGGACUACUGAGAGAGUAUGGAAAACACGAGGGUGGACUUCUGUUUACUGAUACAGUAGUCGCCAGGACACGCGACCUGGGCCAAGCGUCUGUUAACAGCCUCAUUGCGGUGUGCGGCGCGCUCCCCAGGAAAUCAUUUUACAUAAAUAGUGAUCAUCGUCACCUGAAAUAGCCCUAGGGAUCGCUUGACUAUCGGGAAGUAUGUGAGAUAUCCCUGUACAACACACACAGGUUCUUUGUUCAUUAUCUGUGGAUGAUCAAAGCAAGAACAUGGAAGGCGUUGACGCAUGUCAUCCGAGUCUAGAGUGAUGUCCACGGAGUGACUUGCUUGUCAGAUAACAAGGGCAUUGAGCAACAAGCCUGAUAGGAGCCGUUGCGCCUGGUAACCGUGUACACUUGAAUUUGUCGAAGACGAGCAGUGUGGUACACAUCGCCCUUGAAUAUGUAACGAGCUCUUGUGCCAGUUGUAGGUUGUUUGGUUCUCGCGGUUGGCGACUGGAGAAUUGCUUCUUUUCAGCGCAAACCACAUCUACGUGUUGCCCCAAAUGAAAGUAGACUAUGUCACUAAGGACAUUCACUCGACUUUCUCUGCAGUGAGUCACGAGCGACGCCGAUGUGGAGGGUUAGGGAAAAGCAACUCGAAAAUCUGUGUGCUGGCUAGGAAGGAGCAAUAUGUAUCUGACUGCGGUCUGCGAUCAUAGUAGCAUUUGGAUUCGCUCAAACCACCUUCCUCAUAUGUUUAAUUUAAAACAGUUAUCGAAAAUGCUAGUAAAGCUUUGACUGUGUCCUUCGCAAUUAAUAUUCUGUGUCACAGUGAUUGCAUUCCAGGAUGAAGGACAUUACUGUCCUGUCGAAAGCUAGGGCCGGGCUUCGUUUGAUGCAUAUCGGACACUAUUUCAAACAGUCGUACUUCUUUUUCAGAGCAACACGCGAUCCAUU